This is a messenger RNA of Rotaria sordida, 3139 nucleotides long. NCBI's taxonomy places the organism in Eukaryota, Metazoa, Rotifera, Eurotatoria, Philodinida, Philodinidae. The record is from the annotation of a GenBank genome assembly.
AUGAAAUGCGAAAUAUCUAACACAUAUAUCACAUCAUCGCUUAUUGAUGAUGAUUUUUGUCACUGUCCAGUUAAGAAUUCUUUCUGGUGUGAAAGUGAACUUAAGAAUUCUUCCUUGUGUAAUAAUGAACUCGAUUCGAACGACUGGUGUGAAGAUGAACGUGAAUAUUUUUUCUUUACUAAAAAGAAUAUUUUAUUUCAAAGUGUUUGUGAUGGAUUUGUUGAGGUAUUUCCAAAAAGAAUUGAAGGAAAAAUUGAAACCGAUGAAACAGAAUGUGAACAAUGGUCAUGCAAUAACAUUUAAACUUAUUGUGAUGGCAUAUGGGACUGUCCUCGUGGUGAAGAUGAAAUUGGUUGUUACUCAUUUUCAAAAUUAAAUUGUUCUUUAGACCAUCACCUAUGUGUUUUACCCGAUACAAAUCGAUUGGUAUGUCUAUCUAUUGAGAAAAUCAAUGAUGGUAAGAUCGAUUGUCUUGGUGCUACUGACGAGCCUACAUUAUGUCCAGGACAACAUAACGUGUACUUUGACACAAACUUUUAUUGCAUACACGAAGGCAAGGGAAACUGCAUUUCUAGGCUUCAUCUAUGUGAUAACAAGAAAAAUUGUGAUCAAGAAGAGGAUGAACAAUUUUGUGUUAAAAAUCGAAGUGUUCUCCUAGAAAAAUAUGUUUGUCACAUGUCAAUGCAAUCUCAUCUUUCUGAUGUCGAAAAGUUUUUAUGUAGAGUAGUACAAGUAAAGGUUAGACGAAAAUUAAAAUAUUUUUCAUUAGAUGGCAUUGAUACAGAGAACAACAAUGUGUUUCUCGGUAAAACAAACACUAUACUUUCAAAAUCAACUAUCUUAGAAACUCCUCAAAAACAUCAACAUAAAUGUCAUCGUGGUCUUGACUUACGUGUCUGGUUAAAUGAUGAAAAAAACUUAACAACAAAUACAUGUUUAUGUCCACCUAGUUAUUAUGGUGAUCAAUGUCAAUAUGAAAAUCAACGAGUGAGUUUGACCAUUAAAUUUCAAGCAUUAUCAGAUUCUUGGUCAACAUUAUUUGCAAUAAUUAUUUCACUUAUUGAUGAUAGUGAAGAAAGAAUAAUUCAUUCAUAUGAACAAUUUACUUAUUUAUCAUCAAGAGAUUGUAAAAUUAAAUUUAAUAUUUAUUUACUUUAUUUAACUCGACCAAAAGAUUUAACCAAAAAUUAUCAAAUACAUAUUGAUAUUUAUGAAAAAAUGUCAUUAAUUUAUCGAGGAAGUUUAUUAUAUCCAAUAAAAUUUUCAUUUUUACCCGUUCAACGUCUAGCAUAUAUAGCUGUUAUUCCACGACAUAAUGAAAAACUUCAAAGUUGUUCAAAUUCUCAUUGUAUUCAUGGUAAAUGUAUUGUAUAUUACAAUAAUCCACAAAAUAAUACUUUUUGUCAAUGUUAUCCGGGAUGGUCUGGACAAUAUUGUGCCAUUCCAUAUACUUGUACAUGUUCAUCGGAUUCAAUAUGUAUUGGUGUAUCUGCUUACAGUCGAUCAAUAUGUAUUUGUCCUAUUAAUAAAUUUGGCUAUCAAUGUCUUAUUGCUACAACAAUUUGUCAAAUGAAUAAUAAUUUAAUAUGUCAACAUGGUGGUCAAUGUAUUCCUGUUGAUGAAUAUAUGUCAUCAUCGAAUAAAAAAUUUUCAUGUAUUUGUCCAAAAGGUUAUAGUGGAGAUCGAUGUGAAAUAGUUGAUAACAAAAUAAUUUUAACAUUUGAAGAUGAUAUUGUUUUAUCUCAGUCAAUAUUUAUUCAUUUCAUUAAAGUUAUUGAUAGCAUUGAUCCGAUUAGAACGACUACUCUUCGAACAAUUCCUCUAACACAAAAUUCACUUACAAUUUUUUGGUCACAACCAUUUCAUCUUGUUUUUAUUGAAUUUUAUAAUAAAAUUUAUUAUUUAGCUAUUAUUCAAAAAAUUCAUCAACAAUCAACAACGAUUGUUAACAAGAUUAAAUUAUCCGAUCGUUGUCCACGUAUAAGUGAAUUAUUCAAUGAAACUUUUGUUCAAUUAAAUCUUAUUCGUCGUAUAAAAUAUUAUCAUUUACCAUGUCAACAAAAUUCAUCAAAACUUCCAUGUUUUUAUGAUGAUACUCAUAUUUGUCUGUGUUAUAAUCAUAGAAAACAACGUAUAGCAAAUUGUUUUGAAUUUAAUCAUAAUAUGAAAUUAGAUUGUCUAAGCCAAAGUGUUUGUGAAAAAGAUGGUCAAUGUUUUCAAGAUACUGAAGAUUGUCCAGCAAGAUCAAUAUGUAUUUGUCGACCAUGUUUUUUUGGAGUACGAUGUCAAUUUAGUUCAAAUCGAUUUAGUUUAUCACUUGAUGCUAUCUUAGGUUAUCAUAUUCAACCAAAUAUUAGUUUUUUAAAUCAAUUAACUAUUGUUAAAAUUAGUUUAGUAUUAACAAUAAUAUUUCUAAUUGCAGGAUUUAUCAAUGGAGUUUUAUCUUCAAUUACAUUUAAUAAUAAAAAAAUAUGUGAAGUUGGUUGUGGUUUGUAUUUAUUAGGUUCAUCAAUAACAACUUUACUUACAACAAUUUUAUUUGGAUUAAAAUUUUUGAUACUUCUUCUUGCUCAAAUGGCAAUUAUAACAAAUCGAUUAUUUUUACAAAUUCAAUGUUUAUCUCUUGAUUGUCUUUUACGAAUUUGUCUUAAUAUGGAUCAAUGGUUAAAUGCAUGUGUAGCAAUAGAACGUGUUGUUACAAUAAUAAAAGCUACCAAUUUUCAUAAGAAAAAAAGUAAACAAAUAGCUAAAAUAGUUAUAGUUAUUCUUGUAAUAUUUACUAUCUGUACAGAUAUUUAUGAUCCAUUUUAUCGAUAUUUAAUUGAUGAAGAUAAUGAAGAUGAGAAACGAAUAUGGUGUAUUGCUACUUAUCCAUCUUCUUUACAAACAUUUAGUUCUAUUAUGCAUACAUUUCACUUUUUGGCUCCAUUUAUAAUUAAUCUAAUAUCAGCGAUUAUUCUCAUAACAAAAAGAUCUCGUCAACAGUCAAAUGUUCGAAUACAUGAAAAUUAUAAAGAAAUUUUAAAACAACAAAUUCAACAAUAUAAACAUUUAUUUACUACUCCCGUUCUUUUAGUUCUUCUUGGAUUACCACAUUUAAUCAUUUUAUUUGUAUCAAAAUGUAUGAAAUCAACAAAUG